Molecule: messenger RNA, 1783 nt
Organism: Gracilinanus agilis (Agile Gracile Mouse Opossum)
Lineage: Eukaryota; Metazoa; Chordata; Mammalia; Didelphimorphia; Didelphidae
Gene: ATG4D
Product: autophagy related 4D cysteine peptidase
Exons: 11
Coding region: 211-1734 (507 amino acids)
Molecular function (GO): protein-phosphatidylethanolamide deconjugating activity
Source: RefSeq, a predicted model, not a curated record
CGCAGCCAGAGCCGCCGGAGCUAGGGCCUCCGCGGGAUCCGGAGCCGGGCGCGGGGCGGCAGCGGCGGCCGGGCCGGGCUCCGGGUCCGAGUGAGCCGUGACUUGUCCUUCCCGCCCCUGUACCCGCCGGGGCAUGAGCGCCCAGCCCCGAGGCAGCUGGGCAGACCCGGAGGCGGAGCCGGAGCCGGAGCCGGUGCCUGACCGAAGCCCAUGAAUUCCGUAUCGCCCGCCGCCGUGCAGUACCGGAGUGGGAGCCAGGACGACGUGCGCCGCCCCGAGGCCAGGAAGCAGCCGCCCGGCCUGGGGGCCCGGGGUCACGGGGCUGGAGGAGGAGGAGGAGGAGGAGGAGGAGGAGGAAGCAGCAGCGGCCACAAUGGCCUAGUGGCAGGAGCUGGAGCACCCACAGCGGCCACCCUGGGUCCUGCUGCCCCCAGCGAGCCCGACGAGGUGGACAAGCUCAAAAGCAAAUUCCUCUCUGCCUGGAACAAUGUCAGAUAUGGCUGGACGGUCCGAACCAAGACCAGCUUUAGCAAGUUGUCCACUGUGCACCUGUGUGGCCGUCGCUAUCGAUUUGAGGGGGAAGGGGACAUCCAGCGGUUCCAGAAGGACUUUGCAUCCCGUCUGUGGCUCACAUACAGGCGGGACUUCCCUCCCCUGGACGGUGGCAGCUUGACUUCCGACUGUGGCUGGGGCUGUAUGCUUCGUAGUGGACAGAUGCUGCUGGCCCAGGGCCUGCUUCUGCACUUCUUCUCCAGAGACUGGACUUGGGCAGAAGCCAUUCUGCCCCCAGCCCCGAGGGAGUCAGAGCUCUUCAGAAGCAUGUCUCCUUCCCGGGCUGGGGCCAGCUGGCAGCGGGUUCCCUCGACAGCCCCCGGCCUGGGGAGAGCCACUUGGAGCACCAGCGGGGCCUUGAGCCCCAGGCAGCUCGAGCAGGAGGAGCAGCACCGGCGAAUUGUUUCCUGGUUUGCUGAUCAGCCUGGAGCUCCCUUUGGCCUGCAUCGGCUGGUGGAGCUGGGCCGAAGUUCAGGCAAGAGGGCAGGGGACUGGUAUGGUCCUUCCGUUGUGGCUCACAUCCUCAGGAAAGCCGUGGAGAGCAGCUCUGAGGUGGCCCAGCUGGAGGUUUAUGUUUCUCAGGAUUGCACAGUCUACAAGGCAGAUGUGGCCCAGCUCGUGGCCCAGCCAGACCCCAGCACUGAAUGGAAUUCGGUCAUCAUCCUGGUGCCAGUGAGGCUGGGCGGGGAAACCCUCAACCCUGUGUACGUACCCUGUGUCAAGGAGCUCCUGCGGCUGGACCUGUGCAUUGGGAUCAUUGGUGGGAAGCCCAGGCACUCGCUCUACUUCAUCGGCUAUCAGGAUGACUUUCUGCUCUACCUCGACCCACACUACUGCCAGCCCUGCGUGGAUACCUCCCAAGAGCGCUUCCCCCUGGAGUCCUUCCACUGCACAUCCCCCCGGAAGAUGGCCUUCAGCAGGAUGGACCCCAGCUGUACCAUUGGCUUUUAUGCUGGCAACAGGAAGGAGUUUGAGAUGCUGUGCCUAGAGCUGACCCGGGUCCUCAAUUCUUCCUCUGCCACCGAGAGGUAUCCCAUGUUUACCCUGUCCGAGGGCCAUGCCCAGGAGUACGGCCUGGAGGAAAUCGGCUCCCAGCUCACACAACAAACACUCCGACUCCCGCAAGCAGGGAAGCUUAGCAAGGCCAAGAGGCCCAGCUCAGAGGACUUUGUGUUUUUAUAGUGGGGAGGAGGGGGUGCAGAAUCUGUAAUAUAUAUAUAUGUAUAUAUAU